AUGGACGUGUCAACGGCGAAGGCCAUCGCCAUGCUGUCGUUGGGGCUGGGCAGCUUCAUAGCGGGGAUGCUGCCAGCGUGUAUCUCACAGAGUUCGAGACAGAAACAUCCUUUGUUAAUAUCCUGCUUGCUUUGUUUCGGCGGCGGCGUACUUCUCUCCACCUCUUUGGUCCACAUGCUGCCUGAAGCACGAGAGAAGUACCCUCGAUAUUCAGAACUGGUUCUGUGCGCUGGUUUCUUCAUGGUUUAUCUGGUGGAUGAGAUCGUUCAUUUCUUUUAUGGUGCGAAUGAGCGGAGACAUCUUCCGAGCGGAUUGGCUGAUGGAGAGAUGAGUCAUAGAGCCAGUGAUCGUAUGAGAAGUCACAGGUCGUAUGGGAUUGGAGAGGAAACUAGUCUUUUAGCUCGUGGUCUGGGUGCUGGAGAUCAAGAGUUCAGCCAGCGGUGUUGUGGGGACGUGGGGAACCCUAGGAUGUGUCACGUCAGUCAUACGGAACCCUGUAAUAAGGGAGCGUCAGGGGUCAUCGGAUUACUUUGUGCUUUGUUUGUACACAGUCUGCUAGAAGGACUGGCUAUUGGCUUGCAAGAAACCGCUUCGCAGGUUCUUCUGCUUUUCGCAGCCGUGGCGUGUCAUAAAUACGUUGUAGGUUUUUGUCUGGGUGCUGAGAUAUGUGCCAGUGGUGUUGGCAGGCUCUGCGCUCACCUGGCCUUCAUCACACUGUUCAGUGGAGGGUCUGUGGCGGGCAUCGCGAUAGGUGCCGGUGUGGGCAGCGUCGGCAACAUGAAUGAUUCUGUUGUUGUACCCAUCAUGCAGGCGUUGGCUGCGGGUACUCUCCUAUACGUGACGGUUAGCGAGGUACUACCCCGGGAGCGAGCUCGGUGGCACGGCCGAGGCCGGGGCCCGGGACUAGUACAGAUGAUCUCUGUAGCUGUAGGAUUCGUCCUCAUGUACCUUUCUACCGCAUAUAUUGAUCAUGAUGCUGUUUAA
Danaus chrysippus (African queen) is the source of this 984-nucleotide messenger RNA. Lineage: Eukaryota; Metazoa; Arthropoda; Insecta; Lepidoptera; Nymphalidae. The record is from the annotation of a GenBank genome assembly.